Messenger RNA from Rhizoctonia solani, 2706 nucleotides. RefSeq names its product actin. The transcript is spliced from 22 exons. The coding region runs from base 1 to 2706 and encodes 901 amino acids. NCBI's taxonomy places the organism in Eukaryota, Fungi, Basidiomycota, Agaricomycetes, Cantharellales, Ceratobasidiaceae. The record is from RefSeq and is a predicted model, not a curated record. Gene Ontology annotation, molecular function: flavin adenine dinucleotide binding; NADP binding; N,N-dimethylaniline monooxygenase activity.
AUGGAAGAUGAUAUCGCUGCUCUUGUGAUUGACAAUGGUUCUGGGAUGUGUAAAGCUGGAUUUGCUGGCGAUGAUGCUCCACGCGCUGUUUUCCCUUCAAUUGUCGGUCGCCCCCGCCACCAAGGAGUAAUGGUGGGUAUGGGCCAAAAGGACUCUUAUGUUGGGGAUGAAGCUCAAGCCAAGCGAGGCAUUCUCACCCUCAAAUAUCCCAUUGAGCACGGAAUCGUUACAAACUGGGACGAUAUGGAAAAGAUUUGGCAUCACACCUUCUAUAACGAACUUCGUGUUGCUCCCGAGGAGCACCCAGUGCUUCUCACCGAGGCUCCACUCAAUCCCAAGGCCAACCGAGAAAAGAUGACGCAAAUUAUGUUCGAGACAUUCAAUACUCCUGCCUUCUACGUUUCGAUUCAGGCCGUUCUCUCGCUGUAUGCGUCCGGUCGCACUACUGGUAUUGUGCUUGAUUCCGGUGACGGAGUGACGCAUACGGUUCCAAUUUACGAGGGAUUCUCCCUUACCCAUGCUAUCCUUCGCCUUGACCUAGCUGGCCGGGACCUAACUGACUACCUCGUGAAGAUUCUCACAGAGAGGGGUUACUCUUUCACUACAACCGCCGAGCGUGAAGUAGUGCGGGAUAUCAAGGAGCGACUUUGCUAUGUUGCACUUGAUUUUGAGCAAGAUCUUACUACCGCAGCUCAAAGCUCUCAGAUGGAAAAGAAUUACGAGCUUCCAGAUGGCCAGGUAAUCACAAUCGGUAACGAACGGUUCCGCACUCCCGAGGCGUUAUUUCAGCCUUCUUUCCUUGGAAACGAGUCGAGGGGAGUCCAUGAAACUAUAUACAACUCUAUCAUGAAGUGCGACCUCGACGUUCGCCGAGAUCUCGCAGCGAAUAUAGUCCUAUCCGGAGGAACUACCAUGUACCCCGGUAUUGCCGAUCGUAUGCAAAAGGAGCUAACUGCACUUUUGCCCUCAAGCAUGAAAGUCAAGAUUGUUGCACCGCCUGAGCGCAAGUAUUCAGUAUGGAUUGGUGGAUCGAUUCUUGCUUCCCUGUCAACAUUCCAGAACUUAUGGUGCUCUAAGCAAGAGUACGAUGAGUCUGGACCCGGGAUCGUUCAUCGUAUCAAUAUUGCAAUCAUUGGAGCCGGUAUUGGCGGGAUCACUGCGGCAAUUACAUUACAGAACAAGCUCGGUCUCUAUGAUUAUACGAUUUAUGAGUUGGCACCAGAUAUAGGAGGCACUUGGAGGCAAAACACGUACCCGGGCUGCGCAUGCGAUGUACCUGGACAUUGGUACUCCCUGUCGUCUGAGCCUAACCCCGACUGGUCGCGCUCAUUCGCACCCCGGGAAGAGAUUUAUCAAUACUGGAAGGGUCUCGUCAACAAACAUAGCAUAGAGCCUCAUAUCAAGUUCAACACCGAGUUUGUAUCGGCGGCAUGGAACGAAAAGGAUAAAAGCUAUACCAUGCGUCUUCGAGAUGUCAAGACUCAUCAAGUAAAGGAAGUCAGAGCAAAGAUCGUCAUAUCUGCAGUAGGCUAUUUCAACCACCCUCGUUGGCCAGAUGUUCCGGGACGAGAAACGUUCGAGGGCGAUUUAUUGCACGCUCAAAUGUGGGAUCAUAGCGUACCUUUGAGCGGGAAACGCGUUGCGUUGAUUGGGAACGGGUGCUCCGGGGCCCAGAUCCUUCCGGUGAUCUCGGAAGAUAGCUCCACCAAGGUAACGAACUUUUGUCGCACCCCAUCCUGGUUUGUACCAAGGGAUAACGAGCCACUUCCAUAUUGGCGAAAAUGGUGCUUCCGACACGUCCCAUACGCGCUGAAAAGUCUACGGCACCUAAAUCUGGCAAGAAGUGAAGUAUAUUAUCAACAAUUCAAAUUGUCUUCUUUUGGAAAUUACUUCCGGAACUUGAUACGAAAUUAUAUGACCGAGUACAUCAAGAGUGUCGCCCCAGCACAGUAUCAUCAAUAUCUUAUUCCGAAUUAUGAAAUGGAAUGGGAUCCUAUUGCAAAGAUACUUCCGGAUGGUAUCGAAACUGUGUCGGGGCAUAAACACCAGUUUGAUGUCAUAGCAUUCGCUACCGGGUUUGAUAUUGCACAAUCACUUGUGUUUGAUGUGACUGGAACGAACGGUCAGCGGCUUCAAGAGUAUUAUGAUCGAGAAGGAGGUCCAACUGGAUACCUGGGCACCACCAUUCCCGGUUUCCCAAAUUGGUUCACGGUGCUAGGACCAAACACUGUGACUGGUCAUUCAUCGGUUAUUUUUGCCGAAGAGCUCCAGAUGGAUUACAUUAUCCAACUUCUUCGACCGAUUUUGGCGGGUGAUGUCAAGGGACUCAUGCCUCGUGCUGAUUCAACUCGAGCUUGGAACAAAUGGGCUCAGUCCAAGCUAGGAAAUCAUGCAAGUAACCCUGGAUUCGCACUUGACGGAAAAAACGGAAAAAACUUUACGAUUUGGCCAGGCGGAAACUUGCACAUGUGGUGGUCACUCCGCAAGCCUGACUGGAAAGAUUUCGAGGUUAUAGGAGACAAUAGCUGGGUACUCAAACGCCGGAUUUUGGAUAUCAUUUCCUCCACGGCUCAGGUUGGCGUGAUAUCAGCCAGUAUUGCAGCUCUGGUGCUUGCUAAGACCGGUAAUUGGGAUGCGUUUGCAAAAGCGAUCCAGGGAAGACUUGGAGAUGGCCUUGAUUGGUGCCGCAGGUUGGUAUCGGUGUAG